CAGCAUUGCGAAUCCAGAAUGCAGAAUUUUAUCACAAACAUCAAAUCAACCGCAGGAUUUCUCAAUCAAGUAAAUAAGCUGAGUUAUAUUCACAACAUUGGAAAAUUCCCACUGGUUUAUCGCAACAUUGGACAAGAGUUGGGCCGAGUGGCGAGUGAAUUUGGUGAUCGUGAGGCAUUUGUGGCGGUGGAAGAGCAGAAGCGACUCACUUACGAUCAACUGAGAUGUGAGGCGGAUCGCCUGGCGGCGGGCUUUCUCAGUCUGGGCCUAAAGCAGGGUGAUCGCCUAGGCCUCUGGGCGCCAAAUGUCAUUGCAUGGCCUGUCGUGUUCUUUGCUGCCGCCCGGGCAGGAUUGAUCCUCGUCGCUCUCAAUCCAGCCUACGAACCGCCAGAAAUGGAGUAUUGCCUGCAGAAGGUCAGCGUCAAGGCUCUGGUGACCACUGAAAGCUUCCGCAACAAGCCGUACUACGACUCACUGCAGAAGAUCAUCCCGGAAUUGCAAGCGUCAAGUCCGGGAAGAGUGUCUUGUGAGAGAAUUCCGUCACUAUCGCACAUAAUAAUGGACACACAGAAAGAUCUCGAUGGUGUGUUUCGUCUUUGCGAUGUAUCUGCUAUGCCAACAGGCGAUCAAGUUCAAGAAAUACCACAACUCCAGAGCACCAUAAAUCCAGACAGUGGAUGCAAUAUUCAGUUCACAUCUGGUACAACUGGGAAGCCCAAAGCUGCUCUUCUGCGGCACUCGAGCUUCGUCAACAACGGCAUGCACAUUGGAGAUCAUCUGGAGCUGCAGGAGCGCAGAAUAUGCAUGCAAGUGCCUUUCUUCCACGUUUACGGUGUCGUAAUCACCACCAUGGCGAGCCUAUCUCAUCGCGCCACAAUCGUCCUGCCCUCAAUCACCUACAAUCCUGAGAAAUCCCUGCACGCCAUUCAGCAAGAGAAGUGCUCAGUGAUCAAUGGCACGCCGACGAUGCAUGUGGACUUGGUGAGGAAGCAAAAGGAGCUGCAGCUGGAUCUGGAAGCUGAGAUUGCUGUGAGUGGCGGAGCUCUCUGUCCUCCGCAACUCUUGAGGGACAUGAAGAGCGAAUUGGGACUGAAGAAAGUGAAGAGUGUCUAUGGAUUGACAGAGAAUUCGUCUGUGAGCUUCAGUUCUCUGCCAGGUGACGAUGAAGACAAGGUCCUGAGCACUGUAGGUCACAUGCUAGACCACACUGAGGCCAAGGUUGUUGACUCUGAGGGACACUUGGUGCCUUUUGGCGCUCCUGGUGAACUCUGCGUUCGUGGCUACUACACAAUGCUCGGCUAUUGGGAGGACGAAGCAAAGACCAAGGAAGUCCUGAGCUCUGAUGGUUGGCUAAAGACAGGAGAUCAGUUCGUCCUGCACGAGGAUGGAUAUGGCAAAGUUGUGGGCAGACUGAAGGAUAUGAUAAUUCGCGGUGGUGAAAAUAUUUUCCCUAAAGAAGUUGAGGAUAUUCUGGUCACCAAUCCUAAGAUUGCUGAAGCCUACGUCGUCGGUGUUCCCGAUGAGCGUCUAGGCGAGGAACUCUGCGCCUUCAUUCGCCUUCAAGCAGGCCUUGACGAUUGUCCAUCUGAGGAAAUCCGCGAAUUUUGCCGUGGAAAGAUUUCAUACUUCAAAAUACCGCGCUAUUUUAGAAUCGUCACUGAAUUUCCAAAAACUCUGUCUGGGAAAAUUCAGAAAUUCAAACUACAGGAGCAGUUUAGGAAUGAAGGCAAAAUAAACAGCUAAGCCGCCACUUAACUCU
Molecule: messenger RNA, 1759 nt
Organism: Phlebotomus argentipes
Lineage: Eukaryota; Metazoa; Arthropoda; Insecta; Diptera; Psychodidae
Product: medium-chain acyl-CoA ligase ACSF2, mitochondrial-like
Exons: 1
Coding region: 19-1743 (574 amino acids)
Biological process (GO): fatty acid metabolic process
Molecular function (GO): medium-chain fatty acid-CoA ligase activity
Source: RefSeq, a predicted model, not a curated record